Messenger RNA from Trichoplusia ni (cabbage looper), 1181 nucleotides. RefSeq names its product splicing factor 3B subunit 4 (gene Spx). Lineage: Eukaryota; Metazoa; Arthropoda; Insecta; Lepidoptera; Noctuidae. Gene Ontology annotation, biological process: positive regulation of mRNA splicing, via spliceosome. The record is from RefSeq and is a predicted model, not a curated record. Gene Ontology annotation, cellular component: U12-type spliceosomal complex; nucleolus. The coding region runs from base 61 to 1089 and encodes 342 amino acids. Gene Ontology annotation, molecular function: RNA binding. The transcript has 6 exons.
UAGUCUAUUCUCUACAGGAUUGACAUCACUGCUGUCAAGUAUUGACGCUUGUCAAUAAAAAUGGCAGCGGGGCCGAUUGCCGAAAGAAACCAAGAUGCCACAAUAUAUGUUGGCGGUUUGGACGACAGAGUUACAGAGAGUUUAUUAUGGGAGCUGUUUGUACAAGCUGGACCCGUGGUCAACGUUCACAUGCCAAAAGACAGAGUGACUCAAACCCAUCAGGGCUAUGGGUUUGUAGAAUUUAUGGGUGAAGAGGAUGCCGAUUAUGCUAUAAAAGUUAUGAAUAUGAUAAAACUAUAUGGUAAACCGGUGCGGGUGAAUAAAGCUUCAGCUCACCAGAAGAACCUUGAUGUUGGAGCUAAUGUGUUCAUAGGAAAUCUAGAUCCGGAAGUAGAUGAAAAGCUGUUGUAUGACACAUUCUCGGCCUUUGGUGUCAUAUUACAGACCCCUAAGGUUAUGAGAGACCCAGAAACAGGAAAUUCCAAAGCCUUUGCAUUUAUCAACUUCGCGUCAUUUGAAGCUUCUGACGCAGCGAUAGAAGCUAUGAAUAACCAGUACCUUUGCAAUCGACCUAUAUCAGUGUCGUAUGCUUUCAAGAAAGAUGUUAAGGGAGAGAGACACGGUUCUGCUGCUGAGAGAUUGCUUGCAGCUCAAAACCCACUAUCUCACGCGGACCGUCCUCACCAACUGUUCGCGGACGCUCCUCCUACCAUGAUGGGUCCCGUACUAUUAGCGCCGCCGCCGCCACCGACACCAACACCGAUGCCGCCUCAAGGCCCGCCGAUGAACGCCCGGCCGCCGCCGCCGCUGCCGAUGAGCGCGCCCCCACCACCACCAUCAUCAAUGCCCCCGCCUGGACCCCCGCCACCCCCAGGCCCCCCUCCUCCACCACCACCAUUCCAUCACUUCCCCCCGCCACCAUUCGGACCUCCAGGCUUUGGACCCCCGCCUCCCCCCGGAGCAAGACCCCCGCCCCCAUGGAGACCACCCCCACCAUCAUUCAGACCCCAAUUCCCCCCUCGUGGACCUCCACCAUUCGGACAUCCGCCAUUCCCCCCGCACCCGCCUGAACCAAAUUAUAAUUAUUAAGUGUAAUUAAAUAGUGUAAUUUACAUGUGACUGUUUUAUAUUGACCUCCGUUUUUUGGGAUGGAAAAAUAAAUAUAUUUUACAGUUAUUGUA